GACUUCCUUGAUUUUGCUUGGUACAACUUCACUGAAGGUUGAGAUUGAAGAUCUGAUUACUCAAGCUUUCUUCCUUCUCCUAGAAAUUUAGAAUUAAGUAAAGAACGAGAACAUGUUCUCUGACGUCCAAACGGGUCCCUGCGAGCAGCUCUUGCUGUACAAACAGGGGUUAGACUUCCGAUUGACGGAAUUCAAGGAAACCCAAGCGCGCAUACUGCAGACACAAGAGGCUCUAGCAAGGAAAUUUCACGAAGUCAGUGCGGAACACAUCAUCGCGUUGGCGUCUCUGCGAGGUCCCCUUGCUGCAAGGGAAGGCGUUAGCGGAGAUAACGAUCUGGAUGAGAACUUCGAGGCACAAGAUGAGUAUGAGCAAGACCUUGUGGUAACUGGUGCUGGAGAAGCCAGAGAAGCUAGUGGUGACCAACAACAGAAGGGAACGAGAAGUAAUCGAGAAGCACAAGGGAGAGCUAAUAGACGAGCAGCCUUGAUAACGCAAUCUCGCGCAAAGCGACUGAGGGAGCAGACGAAGGAACUGACAGAACAGUCAAGGGCGUUGGAGAGGGAGCGCGCGGACAGAAAACUUCUGAAGUUAUGCAGCCUUGUUUUGUAAAGUAAGUACAGCACUUAUCUCUGCGAUUUGUGGCCGAAUGCACGGUCUUAUGCGCCCCCAGUAUGUAAUUUGGAUGGCAUUAGUUUGAGCGUGUUAGUUAAUUGUUUGAAAGGGCGGUGGCAUAUAGUCCUAACGCAAAAACAAAAACUCUGCAGGUGCUAGGAACAGCAUCGUCAGGGAUACACAUCACAUGCCAUCCUUCUUCUCCCGAUUCUUGCUCGUAGUUUUGAUGUGAUCUUCUGUUGCUUCUAAGAAACGAAGAACUCGUUCGAUUGAGGCACAUUCUCGCCACCAUGCCAAUCCGCGACGGCUUGGAUACGACAGGCUUUCGAGCAGCGACGAAAGAAGACUUCUAUAAACAAGUGAGAGCCGUUACGGUUACAUCAACAGGAGCUGAAGGGUGCGACAAGCCUGACGUGGGAACAGGCACCAAUUCUAUUCCCGCUCGAAACGGCAACCGUUUUUUCGAAGUCGAGAAGAAGAUUGCAGAUAACGCACGAGCUGGAAGUACGAAGGGUAUGCCGCAGUUUUUACGCAACGACGACCAGAACAAUAGUACAACUAGUACAAACAGAGGAGACCGACGUCAGCUCUCGCCUUCGCGGGUACCCCUGCCAGCGACACCUUUUGAUGAAGAUCUGUGACCUUCUGGUGAAAAAAGAAUGUGAAUUCUGUACAGGAGAUCUGCAACAGCAAUGUACAAGAACGAGAAACACUACAGUCAGAACAUAUGUGGAUCUAAACAAGUUUUAAUCUCUGUAUAGAUCCGCUCCGUCCUCGAUUGGGACGCUCUUGAAAAGAAGAUAAUCAUUCAUAAUGAUGAGUGUGUCGUCGUCAGUCUUGAUGAAUUAUGAACAAAAACACUGCGAGAGCAUCUACUAAAAAUCCAAAUCAAUGUCC
This is a messenger RNA of Amoebophrya sp. A25, 1510 nucleotides long. The record is from the annotation of a GenBank genome assembly. NCBI's taxonomy places the organism in Eukaryota, Dinophyceae, Syndiniales, Amoebophryaceae.